AUGUCGACUACCAUACCGGACUUUUGGCGAAAGGCCUGGGAUGCUGCCCAACCACGACUAGAUGCUUUGAGACAGUCACCUACUAGGUCGCCUUUACCUAGACCGCUUAGAGUAGGACAACUUGAUUCGGAACAGCUGGACAGCGAACUGCUCAUCAUCCUAAAGGAGCCUCUUACAAAAGGGUUGGAUAUUUUAAAGUCAGCCUCGGGGGCUAAUCAUGAACCCGAAAUAUCCCUCGUGUUAAGGGCUCUCCUCUACUACUUUUCCGUAUGGAAUACGGGAGCAACGUAUGGCGCAAAGCUCCAAAAUCUCAAAUAUCAGGUUUCGCCAAAGGCUUGGUCCAGCAGUGGCAGCAGAGCACCAUCUGGUUUGCCUCGUCGGUUGCUCUUGUCACACGCUGGCCUAACAGUUUUGCUUCCGUACUUUCACACAAGAUUAAGGUCGCAUGCGCUUUCGAACGCAUGGCCAGAUGCUCCGUCCUCAGAUAAAAGGCGAAGAGCGUGGGAAGCUCUCAGUCAUGUAGAAUCCUUGCAUGGGGUAUUAAGCCUGGCAAGUUUUAUCAUUUUCUUGUGGAAAGGAAGAUACCGGACGUUGGCGGAUAGGUUAUUUGGGCUUCGACUCGAGCCAAUAAAGCGUCAGCUUUCUCGCAGCGUCAACUAUGAUUUCAUGAACCGGCAAAUGGUCUGGCACGCAUUUACAGAAUUUCUAUUGUUCUUGUUGCCAUUGAUCGACACCAAGAAUCUCAAGCGCCGUUUGCUACAUGCGUCUGCGAACUUACAGCCCCUUUCUCUCCCCGCUAUAGAGAAAGAACUUCGUGGUCCAUAUUGGUCGCUCUCUACUUCUGAGUGUGCGAUAUGCACCGAGGAAGCCGCUACAACCGUAGCGCAUAUGAUUGCACCUGACGCAUCUGAACGCAGACAAGAAUUAGCCGCUUCUGAGAAAUGGAUGCCCGAGGCUGCGCCUACACACCCACUCAAUACACCCUAUAUCACAUCAUGUGGGCAUGUAUAUUGCUACGUGUGCGUUGCUGAUAGGAUGCUACGAGCUGCUGACGAUGGAGGUGAACUCUGGGAAUGCCUCCGAUGCACGGCCCCGGUACUGCGAAUUCAUCGAGCUGACAGUGACACACCCGGUUUCGAUGACCCACGAUCACGAACUAUAGCCAGCGAGAGUUUCGACAUGGAUGGGAGCUCAUUGAUUGAUUUUGAUUCGGAUGCAAUAUCAUCGACCAGUCCACUGUCGGAUAGCGAUUGA
This is a messenger RNA of Rhizoctonia solani, 1254 nucleotides long. Its product is annotated as peroxisomal biogenesis factor 2. Gene Ontology annotation, cellular component: peroxisomal membrane. Gene Ontology annotation, biological process: protein import into peroxisome matrix. The transcript is spliced from 6 exons. Bases 1 to 1254 code for a protein of 417 amino acids. Gene Ontology annotation, molecular function: zinc ion binding. The record is from RefSeq and is a predicted model, not a curated record. NCBI's taxonomy places the organism in Eukaryota, Fungi, Basidiomycota, Agaricomycetes, Cantharellales, Ceratobasidiaceae.